Messenger RNA from Ctenopharyngodon idella (grass carp), 8308 nucleotides. RefSeq names its product ankyrin repeat domain 34Ba (gene ankrd34ba). NCBI's taxonomy places the organism in Eukaryota, Metazoa, Chordata, Actinopteri, Cypriniformes, Xenocyprididae. The coding region runs from base 5437 to 7089 and encodes 550 amino acids. The transcript has 2 exons. Gene Ontology annotation, molecular function: protein binding. The record is from RefSeq and is a predicted model, not a curated record.
GGGCAACCCUGUGGGAUUAUGGGGGAUUACUGGUUUGUCUGUUAAAUACCAAAUAUAGCAGCAUACUUAUAAAUCUCAAAAACAGGGAGAGUGUGGCAAUCUGUUUGUAGAUGUCCUGUUUCUAAACAAAUACAAAUGGAAUGAAGAAUCAAGACCAAAGAUUUAUGGAUUUAUUUUGGAAAGGGCAUUUCCAGGCCAGAUGUUCAAAUACUGAGAACAAACAUCAUUUUUAUUUGCACCACUAAACUGAAACAUCAACAACAGAGCUGCAAAACAUUAAAUGAAUUCAACAAAUAUACAUUUUACUGUGCUUCUUUCAGUGGUGUUACUAUAAAACUAUUUCAAUUGCUUUGUAUUACCAAACAGAGAUUCUGGUAUAAAAUUAAAAUUAAUAUAAAUAAUUAAAGCAUCUUCAUGCAAACAAAGCUGUUAAGAACUGCUCAUAGAGUGCCAUCUUGUGGCAUGUCUGGAAUCAAAAGGUCACUUUAUUGGUGUUUGAUAAACCAAGCAUCACUAGUACUAUUGCUCAAACCUAUUUGUUUAUUCAAACCACUAACUCUAAGUAUUAAACUUCAACCAUAAUUCAUCUAAAAUCAUAGAGACUUGAGGGUGGGCUCUUUUGACACCGUAUCAAAAACCUAGCAAUGUAUUAUCAACUUCUCAGGAAACCCUAUCAACAGCAUAGCAAUGUCCUAAAAACCCUCAGAACACCCUAUGCAUACUGUAGUCUUGUGUCAGCAAGUUGUGCACAGGUAAUGGAUUUCACAUGUACAUCAUCUGAAAUGAAAAAAAAAAAAAAUCUCAGCAAACAUUGCCGAUUGCUAAUAGAGAAAAAGCAUCACUAAUGUCACUCAGUUUCCUGGAAAAAAAAAAAAAGUUGCACCUGAUGUUCUUGAGUAGUUGCCAUGACGAUGGCUAAACAAUUAGACUGUCCACUUUGUAGCAGGUUCAUGGUUUCUAUUAACAGCAGACACAUGUACAAUGUUACAGCUCCAGGUGUGUAAUAAUAAAAUAAAAAUACUCUUUAGUAUUCAAUUCCGAACACAGCCAGUGUGUGUGUAAGUAUGAGGCAUAACAUUAUGAGCACUGACAGGUGAAGUGAAUCACACUGAUUAUCUCUUCAUCACGGCACCUGUUAGUGGGUGGGAUAUAUUAGGCAGCAAGUGAACAUUUUGUCCUCAAAGUUGAUGUGUUAGAAGCAGGAAAAAUGGGCAAGCGUAAGGAUUUGAGCGAGUUUGACAAGGGCCAAAUUGUGAUGGCUAGACGACUGGGUCAGAGCAUCUCCAGAACUGCAGCUCUUGUGGGGUGUUCCCGGUCUGCAGUGGUCAGUAUCUAUCAAAAGUGAUCCAAGGAAGGAACAGCGGUGAACAGGCGACAGGGUCAUUGAUGCACGUGGGGAGCGAAGGCUGGUCUGUGUGGUCCGAUCCAACAGACGAGCUACUGUAGCUCAAAUUGCUCAAGAAGUUAAUGCUGGUUCUGAUAGAAAGGUGUCAGAAUACACAGUGCAUCGCAGUUUGUUGCAUAUGGGGCUGCAUAGCCGCUGACACCUGUCCACCGCCGAAAGCGCCAACAGUGGGCACAUGAGCAUCAGAACCACGGAGCAAUGGAAGAAGGUGGCCUGGUCUGAUGAAUCACGUUUUCUUUUACAUCAUGUGGAUGGUUUACCUGGGGAACACAUGACACCAGGAUGCACUAUGGGAAGAAGGCAAGCUGGCAGAGGCAGUGUGAUGCUUUGGGCAAUGUUCUGCUGGGAAACCUUGGGUCCUGCCAUCCAUGUGGAUGUUACUUUGACACGUACCACCUACCUAAGCAUCAUUGCAGACCAUGUACUCCCUUUCAUGGAAACGGUAUUCCCUGGUGGCUGUGGCCUCUUUCAGCAGGAUAAUGCGUCCCUGCCACAAAGCAAAAAUGGUUCAGGAAUGGUUUGAGGAGCACAACAACUAGUUUGAGGUGUUGAUUUGGCCUCCAAAUUCCCCAGAUCUCAAUCCAAUCGAGCAUCUGUGGGAUGUGCUGAACAAACAAGUCUGAUCCAUGGAGGCUCCACCUCACAACUUACGGGACUUAAAGGAUCUGCUGCUAACAUCUUGGUGUCAGAUACCACAGCACACCUUCAGGGGUCUAGUGGAGUCCAUGCCUCGAUGGGUCAGGGCUGUUUUGGCAGCAAAAGUGGGACCAACACAAUAUUAGGGGUGGUCAUAAUGAUAUGCCUGAUCGGUGUAUGCAUGUAUGCAUUUAUAUAUACACACCAAGAACAACCUGAGACGAGAUCUGUCGUGUCGAUAGCUCAGACCAUCAUUAUGUUGAUGGACAGGAAUGUUGUUCCAGGAUCAACAAUUAUUAGAUGUUGUGGUAGAAAUUCCCCUAGGCACCUGACUGGAGUUAAAAUGGCGCGUCUCCUAAUCAACGCUUACAAAUUUAUCCUCUAGCACAUCUCCUAAUCAACAUCAGCUGAGUCGGACGACGUCUCAUCCCCCUAUGAACUUGGGAAUAAGUGUUCCACUAACCUGCAGUAACCACAGACUCCAAACAAUGUCUUUAAAAUGCUUUUAUCAUGGCCGAGAUACAUGGCAAAGGUAACAUCAUUUUUCUCUAAUAUGAUUGGUUCUUCGUAUGUGCAAUUUAGCAAAUCCCGCCCCCCAACCUCUGUUACUGGCAAAGCAACUUUGGUUUUUUGAUUACUUCAGCUUGAUACUCAGGUCAUGGGGUCAUUAUAUUCGAACACCCGUCUAGCCUCCUUUAUGCAUCUGUUAUUUCAACACACUAACUUUGGCUAAAGUGUCUGUACAUUUUUUGUUCUCAAAAGCAUAGAAAUGUUAAGACUGCAAGAAAAAGAAAUGUUAGUUAUAAUUAAUUAAAAUUUCCUUCACAAUGUUGAACCAGGAACAUGUCUUACUUGGCAAAAAUCACGGUGACCUAUCAAAUCCACUCAGUCGGUGUGGAAGUUCACAGUGAGUUUAGUCAAACCUGUGUGCACAAGACACAUACGCAGCGGUUCUUUAUUUCACUGGUUGUCAUGGAGACGGCAUUGCUCAAGUGGACUGAAACGACGCCAUCUCACCUUCCAAUCAACCUGACGACAGUUCUUUUCACAUAUGUAAAGUAGCUAGUAUUUCAGUGUAGUGCAGAUGUACACACACCAUUAUAUCUAAGGUAUGAUGGAAAAAAGACAGGAAAUGCAGCUGAGGUUUUUUCCAGGAGUUGCUUCCUGUUUGGUAGAAGCAUUGAAAAGCAUUUUACAGCGCUUCCAUCUGCAUGUCCUUGAGUUCUGCCAUCAUCCAAAGAUGAUGCAUCCGGAAGUACAGUUUCAACUUGGCUAGAAUGGUGCAGUGUCUCUUACUGAACCUCAGGCUCUCUACAGUGAAGUAAUACUUACAACAAACAAAAAAACUAAUAACUGCAGCAGCAGCAUCACUUUUAUACACAUAAGUGAAUGCGGGUGAUUCACAUGGGUGAAUCUCAUGAAAUUGGUUGGGUAACAGUCAAUCCCAAAAUCAAAAAUAACUAUUUAUAUUUUGUUUUUCAUUAAGAAAAUUAAGUGCAUUUGCAUUAUUAUCAGAAAUUUGCAUUAUUUUUAUGACAAUAGAGCACAUUUCUUCUUCAAAGUCUUAUUACUGUAAUUUCAAAUAUACAAUAUUUAUACAUCAUGGUUUAAUUUACUGCCUUUAAUAUAUCUUUAUAUUAAUAAAAUAUAAAACAUUGUAUUGCAGUAUUCUAUUACUGUAAUAAAAAAAAAUCAAGAAAAAACACGAUGCAUUACAAUACUGAGAAUUUGGGGAAUAAAUGUGGUUAAUUGACAUGAAACAGUGAAAAAUAUUAAUAUUAAUAUUAAUAACUAAAAUCAUCAAAUAUAAUUUUUUUUAACAAUGUGAUAGAACGACAAAUAGAUAGAAUGAUGGAUAGCACAAUAGAACGAUAGAUAGAAAGACAGGCAGAAUCAUAGAAUGAUAGAUAGAACGAUAGCACAAUAGAAUGAUAGAUGGGAUGAUAGAACAAUAGAAUAAUAGAUAGAUAGAUAGAUAGAUAGAACGAUAGAACAAUAGACAGAAUGAUAGAAUGAUAGAACGAUACAGACAGAACGAUAGAUAUAUAAAACAAUAGAUAGAUAAAACAAUAGACAGAACGAUAUAGACAGAACGAUAGAUCGAUAGAAUGAUGGAUAGCACAAUAGAACGAUAGAUAGAAAGAUAGGCAGAAUCAUAGAAUGAUAGAUAGAACGAUAGCACAAUUGAACGAUAGAUGGGACGAUAGAACAAUAGAUAGAUAGAUAGAACGGUAGAUAGAACGAUAGAUAGAACGAUAGAACAAUAGACAGAACGAUAGAAUGAUAGACAGAAUGAGAGAAUGAUAGACAGACAGAACGAUAGGUAUAUAGAACGAUAGAUAGACAGAACGAUAGAUAGAAUGAUAUAUAUAGAUAGAUAGAACAAUAUAGACAGAGAUAAAACAAUAGACAGAACGAUAUGAUAGAACAAUAGAUAGAUAGAACGACAGAUAGAUAGCUAGAUAGAUAGAUAGAUAGAUAAAUAGAUAAAAUGAUAGACAGAAUGAUAGAACGAUAGAUAGAACGAUAGAUAUAUAGAACUAUAGAUAGAUAGAAUGAUAGAUAGACAGAUAGACUGACAGAUAGAUAGAUAGAUAGAUAGAUAGAUAGAUAGAUAAAAUAGACAGAAUGAUAUAGAUAGAACAAUAGAACGAUAUAGAUAGAUAGAAAGAACGAUCGAUAGAUACAUAGAAUGAUAGAAAGAUAGAUAGAUAGAACGAUAGACAGAAAGAUAGAUAGAUAGAUAGAUAGAUAAAACAACAGACAGAACGAUAUAGAUAGAACGAUAUAGACAAAUAGAUAUAUAGAACGAUAGACAGAAUGAUAUAGAUAGAACGAUAGAUAUAUAGAUAGAUAAAACAAUAGACAGAACGAUAUAGAUAGAACGAUAGAUAGAUAGAAUGAUAUAGACAGACAGACAGACAGACAGAUAGAUAGAUAGAUAGACUCUUGUGGUUGGGCCUCCUUAGAAUGAAUAUAUUGUAAGAAAUGUCUCAAAAUCUUACAAAAUUGCUUGUUUAAAUCGUUUCUAAAUCCUGUAAGGGUCCAAAUGUGUAUCUGAAGUUCUUGAGAAUCAAGGUUAUUUUAAGUCUUGAUGUUUUCCUGCUUCUCUCUCUGUCUCUCUCUCUCUCUCUCGCUCGUUCUCCCACCCUGCCUGUUUCUCCUCUCAGCAUGUGAAUAAUGCACCUCUCAUUGUCGCUUAGAUCCGAUCAACGUCAUGCCUGCAAUGCAAGCGCGCUCAAUCACAUUUACACUACAGACAGACAGGCAGCUGUGGCAUAACUGACUUCGGCCUCUAUCCGGAUCGCUCUAAAUAUCUGUCUGUGAUUGUACGGCUUUGUCAUGGCAGCAUCCGUGAUCCCCAUCAGGUGUGAGUCACAGUGAAAGAGGUGAGGAUGGAAGGUCCACAAGUGGUCAACGUUGAUAGCAACUCCUUGCUUAAGGCCGUCUACCUAUGUCGUCUCCGCCUCACACGGCUACUCCUGGAAGGUGGCGCUUACAUAAACGAGAGUAACGAGUGUGGCGAAACACCUCUGAUGGUCGCCUGCAGGAGCAGGCAUACGGACCAGCAAAGUGUUUCGAAGGUUAAAAUGGUGGGGUACCUGCUUGAAAGUGGAGCUGACCCAAACAUCCAGGAUAAAAGUGGGAAGACUGCUCUAAUGCACGCCUGCUUGGAGCAAGCCGGUUCUGAAGUGGUGGCGUUGCUCUUGGGUAGCGGGGCGGAUCCAUGUCUUGAGGACCACACUGGGUCUUCAGCUCUGAUAUACGCCAUCAAUGCCAGCGAUGAAGAAACUCUUAAAAUGUUGAUGGAUGCAUGUAAAGCCAGAGGAAAAGAGGUUAUCAUCAUCACCCCUGAUAAACUUGCAUAUGGAAGGCAAAUGACAAAACAGUACCUAUCCAUUCCUCCACUUGCAAUGGUGGAACAAUGGGACAAGGAAAACUCCACCAUUGUUCCCUGUGCUUCUCCAUCUGAUAUUCUCCUCAGUACAUCUCCACAUGGGACUCUUUCUUCUAGUCCUACAGAGCAUAUGUUUUCCUUCCAGGACCUCCAAAGCAUGACCAAUUCCCAGCCAGCUUCUCCAUCCCACCAGGCUCCCCUGGUGCACAGUCGAGUGAGUAAACUCCACAAUCUCCAAAGAUUACACUCCGAGCCUUGGCUGAAAAUCCCGCAGUCUUUUCUGGCCCAACAGCACACCAAAACCACCCCUGCUACGGAGGAACUCCCGGACAUCACACCCGAAGAGGAGUUCAGUUUCAGAAUGAAGAGAUUGGCUUUUGGUAAUAAGCCACUAUCACGCCAUUGCAGUGUUGAUCUGAAAGAAGCUAACUGUUUGAGUCAAACUCUAAGUCAGGGAAGCAAUAGUGGAGGUCUAAGACCGGAAGGAGCACUAUGCCGAAACAUGUCCUUUGAUAGCUUAUCGUCCUUGCACUCUUUAUCCCAUCCCAAUCUUCAUAGCAAAAGCAGCGUGGAAGCUCUACCGGCUGAUAAGGAUCCGGGCAAAUCCCUGCCAAAUUUGGCUGUGUCCAGUCUCCGCAACAUCAUCCAGAGAAGGAAACUAGGAAUGGACCACUACAGCUCCGAUUCCCAACUAUCGGUGAGCCUUGCCAACUCUCCAGAAGACCGUAAAGGACAUCUGGAGAAGAGAAAAUUUGCUGCGAACUCGCGUUCUCCUACCUUGGUAGGCUCCAGGGAGUCUCUUGAGAACGCUUCGUUGACGCACCUGCACAGGAGGAAUCCAAUCAGCUACGAGCGUCGGGGCUCUGGAGCGCUUUUGGAUCCCAUUUCCCAUCCUAAAGCUGGUUUCCUCCCUCCUCUGAACCAGCAUGCUCUGAUCCCAAACAUCACUGGAAGCGGAAACUCAAGCAGCAUUGGCUCCAGCAACAAAGCAGUUUGUGGCGUAGCAGCAGGGACAAAGCCUUGCAUUCCCUCGGCUCCUGCAGGUUUUCCUAAGGAUCUCAAGACUAGGAGGAUGCUGAUGAGAAGACACUCCAUGCAAACCGAGCAGCUCAAGCGACUUGGUGAAUUCACAGAAAUUUUUGGGCACUGAAUGGUUGCUACUAUUGUAAACAGUUUGACUGUAACAAAUGCGCCAAUUUGCACUGACAAUAAUUCAUUGCUGGUUGCCGAAACUGAACAAAUAACAUCUGUCAUCUAAGCUAAAAUGAACAAUUUCAACCGUGCAUCUUUAAGGCGCGGUCACAUUUACCACUGCUCAGUGAAAAUUUGUGCGGGAAAUUCAGUAAUUACAGAAGGAAUCUCUACGAUCAGAUCAGAAAGAUUUCCCCUCUCGGAUUUCGCUCGUAUUCAAGUUGACCAACAAAAAGCUGCUUGGUUUGAAAGUGACUUCUGUGUGAGCUGUGGUUCAUAUAUCUCUAUGCUAUUGACAAUGGACCUUUUUGUUGCCCAUGAAAUUUCACUGUGACCGCACCCUACACUUAAAAACAACUUAAUAGAAAUGAAUGGUUAUGAAUGUGGCAAGUGCUUCAAUAUCUAAGAAAACUGGGUAUAAAACAUGCAGGUUCGAAAUAUGCAUUAAUGGCAUAGAAAUUCAGCUUGCCAACUACAAAUCAUUCAUUUGUAAUAUAUUUGAGUCAUUGUGUAUAGAACAUACUUUUGCUUGUGCAUUGUUUGAUGCUCACAAUGUCUUAAAAAAAAAAAAAACAAUCAAUUUCUACAAAAUUCUAUAUUGCGAGCAGUAAAUUUGCAGCAAAUCACUCACCAAUCUCAAUUUAUCUAAAUGGUCGAAAUAUAUGUUGUCAUAAAUGAGCAUGAGACAAUGAAUUUGCAUAUUUAUCAAAAUUUUAUUCUACAUGAGAUACAUAUUAGAAAUGAAUGUUGUUUUGAAGAACAUCCUUAGGUCCCAUACCAGAUAAUUAAUCAAAUAAAUCUGGUUUUCAUGAAUAAAUAGAUACACAUUAUGCAAACUGGUACAUCUUAACAGCUUUUUGUAAAGCAUAAAAAUACUUUAAUUGUGAUGAUUUAAUUAAUCAGUAACAGUGAGAAAAUAAUUUAACUCCCAAAGUAUUCCACAAAGCACAAAUAUAAUGGAGAAGAUCUGAGAUGUCUCAUUUCACUGACAUUUAAUCUCAAUCCUUCCGUAACAAUCAUCUGUAUCUUAAGAAGAUUUGUAUUUGGUUUGUGACAGAAUAAUAGAAGCCUUCAGAUUAUUUAAAUAUACAAGUCUAUAUAUUAAAUAAACUGUUUCAUCACUGUUUAUGUUGUGUUUUAUCACUAUGAAGAAAAAUGAAAUAAAAAAUAAGGAACAA